UUGGUGCACGGGUAACCCACCGGGCGGGUUACGGGGCGGAUAGUGACCAAACCAACCCCACCCGAAAACCAGGGUUGACGGAUCCCGGUUUCCCCGCCACCCGUUGACGGGCCUGUGCGACCAGCCCGUUUGGGCCCUUAACGGGCGGGCCUCGGGCGGGUAUCCGCUAACGGGCCCGGGCCUGCCAUCCCUACUUACUGCUGCAGAGAGUUCAAACAGGAAUCUUCCCUAUGGGAUGAUCCUCACUGUGCUAUUUGAGCAUUUUAAUGUGAAUUUAAGUGAAGAGGUGGGGUUAAGAAUCUCAAGGCAGGAGUUCUAUACUGUUUCAUCUCUGAAAAAGAUGGGCUUUGAGCUGCGUAAUGGUGAGUAUGUCAGAGUAAACAAUGCUCAUGGUGGUGAUGAUGAUGAUGAUGAGGGUAAUGAAGGAGCUCGAGACGAGCCAAUGGGGGAGGCACAGAGUUCAACUCCACCGAUCACCUUACAGCGUGUGUGGGAGCGCAUGGAUGGCAUGGACGAGUACAUGGGCCAGAUGUCCACCCAGAUGACUGGCAUGCACGACUACAUGGGGCAAAUGACCGCCCAGAUGAGCACAAUGCAGGUGACCGUGAAUGAGAUGCGAGAUGAGUGGCGAUCUUUCAGCGGAAGAUACAUGCAUCCCACCACAUCCGACCACCAUCAUGCUAGCACCACCAAUGAAGAAAAUGUGGAUGAGAGAGAGGGGGGAGAUGAGUAGGAGAAAUGAGUUUUUAUAUUGUGUGUUUUAGUGGUCAAAACGAUUGUUGAGUGUUAUUCUGUUGUUUUUUUAGUUUUAUUUUUAUGUGUGAACAAUUAUGAUUUCUGUUUUAUUUUUAGUUGUUAUGCUAUGAAUUGAUGAGUCCUUGUUAUAAUUAUGACUAAUUAUGAUGGUUUGAAACAUAAUUUAUACGAUUAAAAAAACCACACAAAUCGACAUACAUAAGCAAAAAAGACACGGGGCAUAGGGUGACUUUCUUGUAUUCGGUCGACCUCGUAACGGAUUAGGUCGACCGCGAAACCAACACUUGAUCUUGAUUUUACGUCAAUUAAUUGGACACUUUGAUAGAACACUUAUCUUCUAUCUGGUCGACCUCUUUCAUCAUUUGGUCGACCAUUUUGUUAAUGACUGCAAUCAAGUGGUCGACCUAUAUACCUUAGGUGGUCGACCAUGUUGUUUCUGACGCCAACGAAAUGGCCGACCCAGGUUUUAUUCUGGUCGACCAAAAAUAUCAACUUAAACUAAGUGCGGUCGACCAGGUGGUCGUUGAGGUCGACCACAAUGCUUUCUCGUGCUGCCCAAAUUAGUCGAUUCGGUCGACCGCCUUCAGCAAUAGGUCGACCGAAAAGUGCAUGUCACCGUGACAUGCAUGUCAUAGUAGGCAUACCCUAAUAGUUAUUAUGAUUUUUACAUUGAUUCCGGGAGACAUCAUUUGAUAUACGAUGAGAAAGUUUGUCAAAUUGGCUUCAACUGUUUGACUCGGUCAAACAAGUGAGUCAAGAUUCGUCAAGUCGAAUCGAGAUAGGAUGUUCAUUUAUGGUUAAAAUCGAUUUGAUAAUGUCCAUCCGUUUCAUUCCGAUUUAACCAUCAUUUUGAUAAAUCAGUGCCCGGGUGGGAGACAUGAGCUAGUUAUAUGUCUGGGCCAUGGAUUGAGCUUCAAGCAUAGUCAUUCGAGGUCGCUCAACCAAUUAUUAUUAUUAUUAUGGACCCAACAAUUUUAUUUAUGAAUAUUUAUAAUUAAUUACUACUUGAGCAUUAAUAUUUUAAUAUUAUUUUAUUAAAUUAUAUUUUUUAAUAUUGUUAUUUUUUAUUUCAUAUUUAUUUAUGUGUGAAUAUUUUAUAACAAUCUUUUACAAAUUUAAUACUGGAUUCCUAUUUAACGCCCUAAUUUUUUAAAAAUUUCGCCGUAAAUUAACCAAUUAGACGAUAUUACCUCGAUUUUUAAAAAAAGCCGCCCCCGAUCCCUAAUCCCUAGUUUUGCUUUGUUCGUCGCCGACGGAAGGAUAUGUUUUGCUUUGUUCGUCGCCGGUAGCUCAUGAAGACACUGGCGGAUUCUUCACCCACGCCCCCAAUCAUCACCCUCAAUCUGCUCGUCGCGCGACUGCUCUGCUGCGUCCCAUCUCCGUCGCCAGGUCUGGCGCUGCGUCGAUCGAGGACGUAGAAGAGACAAAGGAAUCAUACCCCGCCGACCACCUCUGCUACUGCUGGGUUCUGCUCCGCCGGGAUUAAUCGUUUGCCGAUCGAUGGUUUUCGGAGGAGGAAGAAGCAACUACCCCGCCGGUUCUGCUGGGUUCUGCACAGUCGAAGAAGGUGGAGGAAGGUGGAUCGCAGGUCGGGUGGAAUUUGGGGAUGGGAUUAGGGCGAUGGCGGUGACGACGAGGCAGACAGAGUAGCACUCUCUACCGCCGUGAGGAAUCCCUAGGUCGAGUGACGUAGCGGAAGGAAGUUGCGGCGGCAACGGUGAAGACUCCCAUGGGAACGACGACUAUGGAGAAUAAUUCUAGGGCGAAGGUUUGUUAGAGACUGGGAAUAAAAAAUGGGACAAAAAUGUCAAAUUAAAAUAUUAGGGCGAUAAAUUUUAAAAACCUAG
Linum trigynum is the source of this 2603-nucleotide messenger RNA. NCBI's taxonomy places the organism in Eukaryota, Viridiplantae, Streptophyta, Magnoliopsida, Malpighiales, Linaceae. The record is from the annotation of a GenBank genome assembly.